AUAGCGAAGCAAAGCCAACGGAAGCAAAGUAAACAGGGCAUUGCCGUUUCUGGAGCUCCCCUACUGAACCGCCUCGAAAGCCUCCUCAUCACCAUUCCUCUUCCUCCCAUGGCGAACUCCUUUACUCCUCCUCCACCCCCACCGCCUCGCCCAUCCACACCGACGCCAAGGCAGCGCUUGUUCUUGUUGUUGUUGUUGUUGUUGGCUUCGCUUUGCUGCUAAGCUAGCUGGAGGAAGGAGGAGGAGGAGGAGGAGGCGGGAUGGGGCGCGGGAAGAUCGAGAUCAAGAGGAUCGAGAACUCCACCAACCGCCAGGUGACCUUCUCCAAGCGCAGGAGCGGGAUCCUCAAGAAGGCCCGCGAGAUCAGCGUCCUGUGCGACGCCGAGGUCGGCGUCGUCAUCUUCUCCAGCGCCGGCAAGCUCUACGACUACUGCUCCCCCAAGACCUCGCUAUCAAGAAUCUUGGAGAAGUACCAGACCAAUUCCGGAAAGAUACUGUGGGAUGAGAAGCACAAGAGCCUUAGCGCGGAGAUUGAUCGAAUCAAGAAAGAGAACGAUAAUAUGCAGAUUGAGCUCAGGCACUUGAAAGGUGAAGAUCUAAACUCUCUGCAGCCCAAAGAGCUCAUCAUGAUUGAGGAGGCACUUGACAAUGGGAUAGUGAACGUGAAUGAUAAACUGAUGGACCACUGGGAAAGGCACGUGAGAACUGAUAAGAUGCUGGAAGACGAGAACAAGCUGCUGGCUUUUAAACUGCAAGAUAUAGCGCUGAGCGGGAGCAUGAGGGAUCUUGAGCUUGGGUACCAUCCAGACAGGGACUUUGCGGCCCAGAUGCCGAUCACCUUCCGCGUGCAGCCCAGCCACCCCAACCUGCAGGAGAACAAUUAAGCUGCUAGGUUGCCCCGCCACUUCGAUCAGUUAUCUCAUCCACUGAUCCACCACUGGAUUGAAUGUCCUAGUGCAUUGUCAACUGUAUCCCUGUUUUCAUGUCUGUUUCGAUGAACUAUUGAGCAUGUCAUAUGUGAGUUGCUUUGUGUGCCAAUAUAUAGUCUGUCUCUAGUACAAGCUCUGUGCUUGCCAUUCUGCCUCGCUGUAGAUAGCACCAGCAAUGGAGCUAGCUCAGAUAUCAGUAACUUCGUGCAAGCUGCAAGGUAUGCUUGUGUUAUCACCGCAUUUGUCAGAUGGUGAAUAGUAGUUUGUGAUUGUAACAAACAAUUUAUGCAAGCUUGGUUUCAUGCUAA
Messenger RNA from Oryza sativa Japonica Group (Japanese rice), 1237 nucleotides. Its product is annotated as MADS-box transcription factor 2-like. Gene Ontology annotation, cellular component: nucleus. Gene Ontology annotation, biological process: positive regulation of transcription by RNA polymerase II. The record is from RefSeq and is a predicted model, not a curated record. Lineage: Eukaryota; Viridiplantae; Streptophyta; Magnoliopsida; Poales; Poaceae. Gene Ontology annotation, molecular function: protein dimerization activity; DNA-binding transcription factor activity, RNA polymerase II-specific; RNA polymerase II cis-regulatory region sequence-specific DNA binding.